Molecule: messenger RNA, 1950 nt
Organism: Brassica rapa (field mustard)
Lineage: Eukaryota; Viridiplantae; Streptophyta; Magnoliopsida; Brassicales; Brassicaceae
Product: agamous-like MADS-box protein AGL29
Biological process (GO): regulation of transcription by RNA polymerase II
Molecular function (GO): RNA polymerase II cis-regulatory region sequence-specific DNA binding; DNA-binding transcription factor activity, RNA polymerase II-specific; protein dimerization activity
Source: RefSeq, a predicted model, not a curated record
UAGAAUAGUGUUUUGUGUUUGAGAUUAUUUUAGACACAAGAUGGGUUAUUUAGUGAUUUACAUAAAUAUAUUUUUUGUUGCAAAAAGUUCUAGGACGAAAUUCAUAAUUUUUUAGGACCAAAAAAAUAGUUGGUUGGUAAAUAACUUUCUCGUAACUAUUAAGGCUCGAAACUUGAAUUUUCAUCUGAAAAGUUUAUUAGUAAUAUUGUGUAAACCUGACGAAAUUUUCAUUCCAAGCAACAAUAUUUUCUAUUUUACACAAUCUUGAUAGAAUAAAAUUGUUUAAAAAUAUAUAUUUAAUCAGGAUUGUUCAAGAUUGUGUAUUUGUAGUUGAAUUUGUUAACAACUAACAAUUAAUAAAUUAUAUUUAAAUAUUAAUAUUUUCUCUUUUACUAAAGUGUCAUUUUAAUACUCUUACAUAUAUAUAAUUAAAAAGAUAUAUAAUUAAUUUAAUUUAUUUAAUAAUUUAAUAAUUAUGUUUAUAUCAAAAUUAUUAUUUUAAGAAUAAAUUUUACAAUUAAAAGCUGUUGUUAAAUAGUAUUUUACAUUUAAAAUAUAAUAAUUAUAUUCUAAAUGUGAAAUACUAUUUAAAAAAUAUUUUAUUGUAAAUUUAUUUUAGAAAUCAAAAUUUUAUUUUCUGGAUAUAAAAAUAAUUUUAUAUAUUAUUAAAUAAAAUAAAUGAAUGAAUUAUAUAUUUUCCUAAAUUUUAUAAAUUAUAAAUGUAAAUGCUCUUCUAAAAGCUUCAUAUGAAAGAAUUGACCAGAGAACAUUUGGAGAGCAUUAACGUUUAAUAAAUGCUUUUCUAAAUAUUUUUUUAAUAAAUGUUGAUUGGAUUAUGUAUAAUAUAAUGUUAAUGCUAAUGCUCUACCAAUCAAGACCUAAUUGAGUUACUAAAUUACAAUCUUAGUUUGUUGACUUUAAUUCUGCAAUAAUGACUACAAGAUUUAAAAUAUAUUAAGUGGUUGCCAAAUAAUUAGUCAAAUAUGUAAAUUAUUCAUUACAGUCUCUUCAUAAACAUUAAAUGUCUACAAACAAUAUACCAUAUUUCUAUACAUCUAUUUUCCUAUAAAUAUAUUAAAGCACAAAACUAAAAAACAUACCAAAAACCAAACUCUCCAAGUCCUAAAAAGGUGACAAUGAAAAAUACAAAAGGAAAGCAAAAGAUCGAAAUGAAGGAGGUGGAAGACUACGAAAACAGAAUGACUACGUUUUCAAAACGUAAAACUGGGAUCUUCAAGAAGAUGAACGAGCUCGUUGCACUAUGCGGUGUGGAAGCAGCUUUCGUGGCUUUCUCUGAAACCGGAAAGUCUCACACAUUCGCACAUCCGUCUAUGGAAGAUGCUGCUGGUCGACUGAAGAGCCCUUUGAUAGAUGAAUCGCCCAGGAAAGACGAUACCAAUACUGAUUCGCUAGUGGGAGCUUAUAAGAGUCAAAAGAACGAAGAUCUCAAGAAAUUGUAUGCUGAUUUCGCUGAAGAGUUGGAAAUGGAAAAGGAAAAGGAAAAAAAAUUGAAGAAAUCAAAAAGUGACAAAAGGUUUGACAAAAUGUGGUGGAAUGCUGAAGGCUUGAGCGUGGAAGAGCGGAAGCAGCUGCACCAACGUUUUGUGGAGUUAAAUGUUACCUUAUGCGGUAAGGUUUCACAACAGUUUAGAAAAGACGGUGAUGGUUCUGAUCUUGCUGGACAUGGACAUUAGGGUGUGGUGAAGCCGAUGGGUGUGAAUAAAUUUGAAUUAAUCUCUUCGUAUUUGAAUAAUUGUUUUUAUGUUGUUUUUCUUUGUCGUUGUCUUGAUACAUUUAGUUAUAUGGUUGGGUGAUAAUUUGAAUUGUUGUUUUUAUGUUGUUUUUCUCUUGUCUUUUAGUCGUUGUCUUUUGAAUUUCAUUAUAAAUUUUAUGUUUACAAUCUUCUCGGACUUAAAAGGCAAAAAUCAUAAUGGUAUAAUUAGAUUCAUA